UCCAAAUAACCUCAAAGAAGAAGAAGCCUCUGUCUGUGGAUGCAGUUUUUGUACUCUGCUUAGCUAAAUACAUUUAUAUCUGUUUCUUAGCUAGUUUAGAAAAAUGGCAGCGAGGUAUGAUCGUGCUAUAACCGUUUUCUCUCCUGAUGGUCAUCUUUUUCAAGUGGAAUAUGCUCAGGAGGCAGUGAAGAAGGGUUCCACGGCUGUUGGAAUCCGGGGUAAAGACAUUGUCGUUCUGGGUGUAGAGAAAAAGUCUGUAGCCAAGCUGCAAGAAGAGAGAACAGUUAGAAAGAUCUGUGCCCUGGAUGAGCAUGUGUGUAUGGCUUUUGCAGGUCUCACAGCUGAUGCAAGGAUCGUCAUUAACAGAGCAAGAGUGGAGUGCCAGAGUCACAGACUGACUGUAGAGGACCCUGUUACUGUAGAAUACAUAACGCGUUACAUUGCUACACUUAAACAGCGCUACACCCAGAGUAAUGGACGGCGGCCAUUCGGCAUCUCUGCCCUAAUCGUGGGUUUUGACUAUGACGGGACUCCACGUCUGUAUCAGACCGACCCUUCAGGGACAUACCACGCAUGGAAGGCAAACGCUAUUGGACGCAGCGCCAAAACUGUGCGUGAGUUUCUCGAGAAGAACUACACAGAGGAAGCCAUUGCUAGUGACAACGAUGCCAUCAAACUGGCUAUUAAAGCCUUACUGGAGGUUGUCCAGUCUGGUGGAAAGAAUAUUGAGCUGGCUGUGAUUAGGAGGAACCAGCCUCUUAAGAUCCUAGAGUCCAAAGAGAUCGAGACACUGGUUGCCGAAAUUGAGAAGGAGAAAGAGGAGGAAGCUGAGAAGAAGAAGCAAAAGAAGUCUUCGUAGGUCAUAGACACACUCAAGCUAACUUCAGUAUGCCAUUGUUAGGUUUUUGUUUUUCUUUUUAUACUGGCACAAGCACUUGCUCAACAGUUUGCCUCAACCAGGUCUCACUUCAUGCACCAUCGAUAUUUCUCAAAACCUCACUGGGAGUAUUAGAUUUAUAAUAAAAUCUCCUUUCAUUACAGCACUAGUGUUUGAAAUUAUUUUUUUCCCUCAAAUAUCUUUAAUGAUCUGCUUCUUGUGCAGAUGAAACAUGUUUCAGAUUCAAAUCUACGUUUUAAUUGAAUAUAAUGACCAUGUCCGUACCUUCCAAAGACAGGGACAGGCAUUUAUAAAAGCAUUUACCGCCGACGCUGUGACGUCGCCUUCAUGUUACAGAUGAGGAUUUUUCUAAGGAUGUUAUCAAGCUAACACACUCAAAUAAAGUAUUGUGCUCUGUAUUA
Messenger RNA from Clarias gariepinus (North African catfish), 1299 nucleotides. RefSeq names its product proteasome 20S subunit alpha 8 (gene psma8). Lineage: Eukaryota; Metazoa; Chordata; Actinopteri; Siluriformes; Clariidae. Gene Ontology annotation, biological process: ubiquitin-dependent protein catabolic process. Gene Ontology annotation, cellular component: proteasome core complex; nucleus; proteasome core complex, alpha-subunit complex. The transcript has 7 exons. Bases 104 to 859 code for a protein of 251 amino acids. The record is from RefSeq and is a predicted model, not a curated record.